UUUAUUUUAGAAACAAGUAGACAAGCCGUCCAUUUAAAGUCACAUAUCGCUCCAGGGGUCAAAAGCUAUACCAGUUAGUGCUCGCGUUCCUUAUCCACAGAGAUGUGUCGCACUUGUUAGAGUUACGCUUGUUCUUUGCGUCUUUGCGAAUUCCGGUGUACAUCCCAGCAGCCAAUCACCUGCUAGAGGUAGUAGUUCUAUCAUCAAGUCCGAACAAGUCAGUGUAAGCAGCUGUCAAAGGGAACAGACUUCCGAACCAAACGAGAAAGAUGACGGAGGAUUUUCCAAGUGCUUCUCUAUUUCUUGCUGAGUGCCUACUAGCAGAGCUCACACAAGCUGUCGUCCAGGAAAGCCAAGAGCUGCAGGCUUUGGAGCUUCAACUCAGCGAAAAAGAAAACCUUCAAAGUAGCAGCAGCCUUUCCUUUAGCAAGCAAGACCAAAACAUCUUACUACACGAUUUAAACGAGAGCUUCAAAAUCAAAGGACCUUACCAAAUGUUCAACAGAUCCAAUAUGAAUAAUAACUAUUUACACAGUACAAUGAUUAACACGCUAUUAGAAAACAAAGACUUUUCAAAAGUCCACUCCGCUCAGGCGACAGGCCGCUAUCCAAGAUCACUUAGCGAUUCUGAGAUUCUGAAGUCUCUACAUAGCGAGUUUUCAAAUGAAAGCUUCUCAAGUCUGGUUGAGAAGAACAAGGGGGGUGAAAUAAUGGGUGGAGGAGCGGGAAAACCAUCUAGCCUUCAGAAAGGAGCAGAACAAGGGGAGAGUGAGAGGGGUGUAGAAGGAGAGUUCGGUAUGAUGACGAAUCCGUGCGCAGAUAUCACACCCCCAUCAGUAGACUUCUCGUACACUGAUAUCACGCCACCAUCAGUCAAAGUAGACUUCCUGGACAUCAAAGACUUCUACGAGAAGGCACAAAGCAGAGUUAAUCGUCAGUCGAGACAGCGUAUUCUAAACGCGCGUAUAGGCGUCGCCGUCACGUUCGAUGCGCAGAUCCAAGAGGUCGAGGCUGCCGUGGAGAGAAUGCCAGAGGCUCGCGUGCUCCACGGGGAUACCUGUGGUUUAGUGCCACUUAAAGUCGAGAUGGGGAAAUUGGAGUUGAAUAAGCAACACUUCACCGUAGACCUCGACUCCGUGUACUACUCAACUGACGGAUCGACCCCAGUCUACAAGCUCUCAACGGUUGACGCGGACAGACGUAACCGGUUCAGACUGGUGGUGAGGAUAGUGUUCUUAGAUGGAUGUCGUACGAGACCUUUCCACAGCCCGACAUUUCUACUCAGGAGCAAAAAACAUGUACGAUUUCGAAGUACAUCGUACUCGUGAUAAAAUAGCUUGGAAAAGAUCCGAGAAAGAGAAGAAAAAAAUUGUAGAAUUAAAUGACAAAAUGGUAGGUCACUGACAUUGGAACUCUGAUUUUUAACCAAAACAGCUGCAUUAUACACAUAUCUACAUUAUUUGUUUAUGUCCGAAAAUCAUACACAGGAAUAAAUUGCCUGUGAGAAUUAUAGUCCCGGGCAUUUUUCAUUUAUUCCUUUUAUAUUCAUACGCUUAAAUACGGUAUGACGUAUUGAAUUUCGACCAUUCAUAAGUCGAGGAUGGUUUAAAUCACCAAACCAUUUAUAACCAAAGCAUAUAGAGCGUUGGUUAAAAUUGAAAUAUAAAAAGAUGAAGUGAAAAUAGAUCAUCUUUCGAUCUGGUAUCCAAAAUGGCGUAGUAUUAGAGAGCUAGGGUAUGCUUUGGCUUAAUCUUAUCCUUAUCGCGGAUGAAUUAAAAUUUAAAUUUGUUUUU
Molecule: messenger RNA, 1793 nt
Organism: Nematostella vectensis (starlet sea anemone)
Lineage: Eukaryota; Metazoa; Cnidaria; Anthozoa; Actiniaria; Edwardsiidae
Exons: 3
Coding region: 270-1328 (352 amino acids)
Source: RefSeq, a predicted model, not a curated record